GAAGAAGUCUUGCGCUGAUUUGUUGCCUUGGAUACGAGCUAGCUUCGCUUGGACGCUGCACCAUCGGUAAACAGCUAGCUGGCUACAGUGGGAGAAGCCGAAUGAUGCUAUGCUAGUCGAGGGCUGUUUUUUUUUAAUGUGUUUGGCUUUUGUGAUGUACAGUUGAGUGCCCGAGACUUUGCAGCUCCCCUGCUUUCUGUCCAUCAGCAACCUGAGAGGAUGAGGAAGACAUGCUGAUCCUAUACAGAACUCAAAUAAACUCACAAGGACGGUGAUGCAGUACUGUAUCUCUUGUCUGCAGUGCUGUGUACAAUGAAGAAAAUAUUUAAUUUCUCCAAAAAGCAAAAAGACUCCCCCAGCACAUCUGAGACAGGGAGUGCACUUUCUGCAGGCUAUGCCCUUAAAGAGAAAGACUUGAGCAAGGUGCAUAAGGCUGCAUUCACUGGGGAUGUGGCUAAACUUAAACAGCUUGCCAAGAAGAAUGAUUUAAACCAGCUUGAUAAAGAGAACAGAACUGCACUACAUAUAGCUUGCGCUCAUGGACAUGCAGAGGCGGUUCGGUUUUUGGUGGAAAAAAAAGUUAAACUUAACCUAUGUGACAAUCAAAACCGCUCAGCCUUAAUGAAGGCUGUGCAGUGCCAGCAGGAUCGCUGUGUAACCAUCCUCUUGGAGCACGAGGCAGAUCCAAACUUAGUGGACCUCAAUGGCAACACAGCACUACACUUGGCUGCACGCAUACCCUCCAUCCCUGUGGCACUACAACUUCUUGAACAUGAGGCAAACAUUAAUGCACGAAACAAGGAAGGAAACACUCCCUUGAUUUUGUCAGUGGAGGAAAACCAUGCAGAUAUGGCAGAAUUUUUACUUAAGGAGGGUGCAGAUGUUAAUAUCAAAAACCAGGAACAACGGUCUUCAUUGUUGAUUGCUGCUUGCAAUGGUCAUAUAAACAUGGUGCGUCUGCUCCUGCAGUUCAAUGCUGACAUCACUGUUAAAGACAAAAAAGGAUGGACAUCUGACGACUAUGCUGUGAUGAAUGGACAUCAUGCUUGUUCACAUCUGAUCAUCGAGCAUGGGACAAAGAGGAAGCAGCUGCAGUCCCCUGCUCAUCUCCCUUCUGGUAAAAAGAAGCCAACUUCAUUAUUGAGCAGCCCUGAGGCUGGCUUUGCCAUUAGAGGUCCGGCUCUAGAUAAAGAUGCUGCAGAAGGAAGCACAAAAGAAGCAGGGAAAGAUGCAGAAGACAGUUCACUUGCAGGCUCCAUUAGUCGGGCUUCAAGAAGUGGUGCGGCUGAUUCUUGGCCUUCUUCAGAUGAUGAUGAUGAGUUAGAUUUGAGCCCAAAGAAACCUCAGAAGGUGAACUUAAAGAAACUCAUUCAUGCUUCUAAAAAAGAAGGAAACACAGUCACAAAUCAGGACUUAGAGAAAUACUGGAGCGGAACAGACUCUGAGCCCAUCAGUGAGGAUAAUGCUGCAGAACAGCUGAUUUGCCCUGCCAGCAUUUCCUCCUCCCAGCAUCCCGUAAACCCUACACCCACCUCCUAUAACAACCUCCCUCAAAUGAUGUCCACUUCCCUGGUCAGCUCCCAAAAGGAAAGAGAAAAAUCAUCUUCAGAGGAUGAAUAUGAGGAGGAGGAUGAAGAAGAAUGUGAUGAAGCGGAAAAUCAAAGAUCAGAUGAAGAGGUUGAGUUUACUCAAAAGGCACAUACUUCCAAAGAUAAGCAAAGGGAGCUUGGUUUUGAAAAGGAUAAUGGUGAGGAAUCACCAUGGGAUUCAGAGUCUGGCUCGGACAGUCCGCGAAAGAGAGACCAAAGUGGGGUAAACAUCCCUGCCAAAUUGCACAAAGCCAUGGCCAGUAUUUGUGAAAAGACUGAGGAAGAGAGAAGUCUAGAAGAGAAGGAUGACGAUGAAGAGAAACCAGAAAUGCAGCAAAAGUUACGUCAUAGGGAACCAGUAUCAGUGCUCAGUAAGAUGCUGAAUUCUAAGCAGAAUGAAACAAAGAGAGAUUUUUUGGAAGAACUUGGUUUAGGAGAUGUUGAUGAUCUUGAAGACGCCUCAGACUGGGACUCUGCAAGCACGACCAGUAAAGCCAGUAAGAACAUACUAAUCACCAACCCUGGGGAAGAGCUAGCUGGGGAACACCUUCUGGUUCUGCCUGUAGUCCAAGAGCAGGAGCCACCCACAUCCAGCUCAGAAGCAAAAGAGGAAGAAAAAAGCAAGCCUUCUACUUCAGCAGUCCCACCACUGCCAAGCCCACGUUCAUUUAUACCUAUUACACAUGCACAUCCCCAACCAAAACCUCAGCUACGCAGCCAGAAGAACAAGGAACCAAACAGUGAUGAAGAGUCAGAUUGGGACACAGACAGCACAUCAAGCCCUCUAAAGAUGACCACUCCUCCGUCAAAACUGGUUGAAAAUAAAGCAGUUACACCAGUGGCAGACAAAGCCAAUUUAGACAACAGUGAACACUCAAAGAAGGAUGAGGUGGCAAAAGCUGAUGUUAUGAAAGGGAGACAUAAGACUUUAGGGAACAAUCUUGGAUCUGGUAGACACACUGAUUGUGAUCAAGGAAAAAGCAAGAAAGCAGAUACCAACACUGAACAGCCAAAACCACAACAGGAAGAAUCAUGUGAUGGUGGAUCCACUCAGAAGGACGAGGGGUUUAAGACAGUGGAUAGUAUUUCACCAGAAGGGCUGACACGUCUAAAGAGCUCACCUCCAAUCCACAGCAUUGAUGGAAAGACAGCAAAAGAAGAUGAUGAAACCAGUGACCAGUGCAACCUCCUAAAAGUCCCUGCUCCCAAAAAGUCUAAAGCGGUUUAUCAUGUGAACCAUCGUAAUGGAAAGUCUGGGUUAGAUGAUAGCACUUUAAGUGAGGUGUCAGAUGAUGAAUUAAGGCCUGCAUCAAGACAAGGGGCUGAGAAGGUUCCCGUGCAGAGAGGGGGAGAGCCGGAAUUGGCAGAUGACUUUGACGAUCUCACUCAAUCAUCAGACACAGCUACUGAUGAGCUGGACUCUGCUGUGCCAGGCUACAUUCAUGCAUCUUUGCUCCUCAAGCAGCUGGACACCUGCAUUUUAGACUCAGUGAGCAUGGUAAAGCUUCAGAACAUGUUCCAUGAGUAUGAUCGCACCAUCCAGAAGGAGCGUAGCAGGCAUGGACGGCUGACCGAUAAAGUUUCUCAGCUGGAGCAGGAGAGGAAUGAAGUUAAACUCCUGCUUAAGGAGAGCAAAGAAAGCAAGUCCAGCCUGGAGGGUGUCCGUCUAGAGCUGGAAACAGAGCUUAACCACCUCAAGUUUAUGCUAAAACAGGAACAGGAAAAGCAUCAUGGUGCAUCCAUACUGUGUGAAAAAGUUCGUGAGCAGUUGCGGAGGAAAGAGGAGGAGCAACAGGCAGAGAUGGAGGAGCAUCACAAAAUGGAGCUUAAAAUAAGGAGUCUGGAGCUGGAGAUCAGAGGCCUGAUGAACAACAUGAAGCAGAUGGAGGAGGACAGGAAUGAAGCUCAGCGUCUUGUGGCCCAUGAACGGAGUGCUCGAGCAUUACAGGAAGACCUUAUGAACAGCCACUUGCGCAAGCAACAAGAUUUUGAGGAGAAGCAUCUGAGGAACGUCAACAAGAGCAAUGAGUUACCUGAGGCCAGUGAGCGAGAGAAGGAGUUGCAGCAUUUGGUCACCACUUUGCAGGAGGAGCUCAGCUUGGUGCGGGCCGAACUAGAGCGCUCUCGCACCCACAGCCUGGAAGAGGAGAGCAGACUGGCUGAUGAAAGAGAUGCUCUACAGGAGAGGCUGGAUGAUGCUCGACGUGACUUAAAACUCAACGAGGAGAGUUUAGCUCAGACUGUCUUACAGUACAACGGGCAGAUAAGCACACUGAAGUCCGAGUGCACACUGCUCAGCUCCAAACUGGAGCAUGAAAGACAGCUACGGCAACAAGUGGAGGCAGAGGCUGAGGCCAGUAGAGCACGGCUCCAAUCUGCACUAGAAGAGACAGAGAAGUGUCAGGUGGCACGUGCAGAUGCAGAGCGUACCCUACAGCGUGAGCGUGACAAACACCAGCGUGCUGAGGAGAAGUGGGCAUCGGAGUCACGCACUCAAGGUGACACCGUCCAGUCUCUUUCUCAGAAGUUAAGCGAGGCUGAGGCCCGCAGCAACAACCUAGAGAAUGACUGCCACAGAGCCAUGCUAAGCAUUGCUGAAAAGACUGUGCUUGUGGAGACUGCGUCACGUGAGUGCCAGCAGUUCCGUUCCCGGAUAGAGAAACUGGAGGGGGAGCUGCAGAGUGAACGUGAACGGUCCAGUAGUGCAAGUGGCAGACAUGAUGCCAUACAGGAGAGGUUGGCACAGAUGCAAAGUGAGAAUGCCCUGCUCAGGCAGCAUUUGGAAGAGGCACAAAACCGAGGCACAGCCAAAGAGCAAGCUGUUACAGAUGCACAGGAACGCUUUACCCAGGCGCUCAAUCAACUGCGGGCUGAUGGAGAAGAGAGAGUGCAGCUUGUUGAGGAGAGAAGCAAAGAACUAGUGACCAAAAACACAGAGCUCCGAGAGCACAACUACAAAUUGGAGCAGGAGAAAGCUGAGAGAGAGAGCUCUCUGAGGCAGCUCCAGCAAGAACUAGCAGAUUCUCUAAAGAAGCUAGCUAUGUGCGAGGCAUCCCUGGAGGUAAACACCCGCUAUCGCAGUGAGCUGGUCGAAGAGAAAGGACGCACUCAGAAGGAAAUGGACAGACUUAGGGCAAAGUUUCAAGACAGUGAGGAGCUAUACUUGCAGGCGGAGAGGCGCAUAAACACUUUAAAAGGCACUUUGGAUGAAAAGGAGCGAGACCUUAUCAGUGCUAGUCAGAAACUGCAGGAAGCCUUGGCUGCUACCGGAAGUACUGAACAAACCAUAAAACAGCUGGAAGAGGCAGUGCAGAGUUUGGAGAUUGAGAAUGCCAGACUGGAGGCCACAAUCAAGCAACAGAAUAACCGUAUUGAGAUACUUCAGAAGGAAGCUCAAGAAGCUACUGCUCUAUCAGAUUCAUCACCAGAUGGAUUGAUUCGGCAUCAGUUAGAAGAUUUGGUGACAAAUCUGCAAAGCAGUAAGAUGGGUCUGCAGGAUCAGCUCAGUCAUGAGAUGCAGAAGCAGAAUGUGCUAACCAACAAUGCCCAGGACUCACAGGCCUUGUGGGAAGAUGAGCUAAAGAGUCGCUCACGGAUCAGCCUUCGGCUAGCUGAACUGGAAAAAGAGAAAGGGGAGUUUAACAACCAGAUAGAGCUUCAGAAGAAGAAAGCCAAGAAGAUAGCUGAGCAGAAAAGGGCUGUAGAUGCUCGGUUGGACCAGGAAAUACAGAGAAACACUGAGCUUCAGAAAGAAACCUACAGGUUGCGGACUUUGGUGAAAACUGCUAAGAAAAAGCUACGGGAGAAGGAUGGAGGAGAGUUGGAUUCUUCUGUUGGCAGCCCCAGGAGAGAGCCGUCACUUAGACAUAGUGAGACAGAGGAAGCAGUUAGCAGGAUGAAAAUAAAGGUGGAUGGUCUUCAUGUGCAGCUGGAGCGUGAGGUGUUGCGAUGCUCCCACCUAGAGAAGGUAAACAGGGAGCUGAAAGAGCAGCUUGGUUCCUUGAAGAGCUUCAGUCGCAGUCAAGAACGUCUGGAACGUAGCAAACAGCAGCUGGAGGAGGAAGUAGUAGACCUGCGCAGGCGGUUGGAGGGAGGAGUCAUGGACUACAGUCAGGCCGAGCAAUUCCGUCGGCAGACUGAGGAGAGGGCCAGACAGGAGAUCCAGCAUAAACUGGAUGAAGUCAACCUUUUCCUGCAGACACAGGCGGCAUCACAAGAGGCUCUGGAGCAGAUGAAGACUGUUAACGAGGCAAGGCAGAAAGCUGAGCUGGAGAAGCGCAUUAACGAGUUGGAGGCCGAGCUGAGUCGAGCCCGCAGCAUUCAGCAGGACAGCCUGCUACAGUCAGAUUCCAGCCGCACUGAACUCGAGCGUUACAGACAGCUCUACAAUGAUGAGCUCAGGCACCGGAAAAGUCUAGCUUCCAAGCUUGAGAGGGCUAAUGAGCGACUAGCCGAGACCAACGCUAAGUUGUUAGGUGAGAGACACCGCAGUACAUCUCUCCUCAGCAGCAGCAUGUUGAACGGCUCUUUGGGAGGACCGGCGCUAGAUGGAUCUGCUUCUCUUGGACCUAUGGGUGUAUAUGGGGCAUCUCUGGGGCCCCUCAAUAAUCGUCUGCUCCUGGGAGCCUCUUUACUUGGUCCUACAAGAGAACCACAAACUGAGCGAGUGGAGGACUUUCUAGCCAAGAUGCAGUCUAAACUGGAAAGAAACAUCUCAAAGGAGCUGGAGUGUGCCACAGUUGAGCUGGAGGGCGUCUCAGCCCGGGUGUCUCCAGUAGGUUCUGCUAGCGGCUCCCAGAAGAGUCUAAACUUGAAUGGGGAGCAGCAGGACUUGGUUAGCAGAGCCACUCAGCAGUACCUGGAGGUUCUCAAGAAGAAUUACAUGGUCUGAAAUAAAGGCAGGAAUGAGCCAGUACAAUUCUGUAGCUCUGUAGCACAUUCCCUUAGACUGAAUUUUUUUUUGAGAUGCUGAUGCUAUUAGGGAUUCUGAUGUAUUAAUGUGUUUCUGUGCAAAGACAAUCAGUAUUAGCAGUUCUGUACAAAUGGUUUAAAUUAUAGAAACGUUUAUAAACUGUUAUGAAUUCUUCCUGAAGGCUCUUAGCUUUAAACUGUGUAAAUUCUGAGUGGAGGUAUUGGCAACAACAUUGGUAAUAACAUCUCACUACAAGAACAGCCUCUGCUUCCCCAGAGGGCUUAAGAUGAAGCUGGCUGUUACUUACUAUCAGACUUAAGAAUAAUAAUAAAUCCAGAAAAAACUAUGAGAAUGAUGAGAAGCAGGUCAGAGGACAAAAGGAGAAACGGUCUAAGAUGCAGCUUCAGGAAGAAUUUGGUAUUCCACUACCACCAAAAAGGCCAAAUCUUAAACACUAUCAAAUUUUUUUUUUUUUUUGACAAUGCACUUUGUACCAUAUAUACUCAGGCAUAAAAAUUGGUUUAAUAAAAUAGCUGUGAAAGCCUUGGUUAGGUACUUACAUACGUGCAGCAAAAAACCCUUUUUGCUGCUGUAAAUCCAUAACUGCUUAAUGAUAUUUUUAAUACAUGCUGAUGUGAAUUUAUAUGUGGAUUAUUCUAAAAUCUGUUAACACACAGUGGUAUUUUUAAUGUUUACCAUUGUGACUUUAAAUGUCAAAGAUGUUGAUUCAUUUUGUUAAAGAAACUGUAAAUAUUGGAUGUUGUACUAUAUUUUUGCCAGGUUAUGAUGGUACAGUUUAAGGUGUGGUGCAAUAUAUUUGUACAAUUAUGUCAUUAAUGUUUAAGAAUCAUAUUUUAGCAAUGUGUAUAUUUUAGUACUUCUUUUGUUCUGUCCAUAUCUGACUUAAUGUUUUCAUUUUGUAAAUGUAAGAAGAGCAUUCUCUCUGCAAUCGCAAGUAAAGUUUGGUGUUCCACAAGG
This is a messenger RNA of Trichomycterus rosablanca, 7479 nucleotides long. RefSeq names its product ankyrin repeat domain-containing protein 26 (gene aard). Bases 313 to 6480 code for a protein of 2055 amino acids. The transcript is spliced from 43 exons. The record is from RefSeq and is a predicted model, not a curated record. Gene Ontology annotation, molecular function: protein binding. NCBI's taxonomy places the organism in Eukaryota, Metazoa, Chordata, Actinopteri, Siluriformes, Trichomycteridae.